GCCAAAGCCAACCGUUCGAGACUUGUGGCUGCGACAUUUCCACUUUUGCCCCUCUCAUACCGAAGCUAACGUGGAAAGUGACUCGUAAUUAUUGAUGAAUGGUAAGGGUGAUUUAGUGAUUUAGUUACCGAAGAGCCCCUCUUAAACCCUACCCUGCUCUCCAGCUCGCGCAGCCCUACGGAGAGGCAAGAGAGAAAGCUCGCUAAAGGUCUUUUCGCUUUCUUCUUGCGGCCGUCGAUGGCGAAGCGCCUGAUUCCUCUCUUUAACCGCGUUCUCGUGGAGAAGAUCGUCCCUCCCUCCAAGACCAGUGCUGGAAUCCUUCUCCCGGAGAAGACCACCAAGUUGAACUCUGGAAAAGUUGUAGCAGUAGGUCCUGGGGCACGUGAUAGGGAUGGGAAACUUAUCCCUGUCUCUGUGAAGGAAGGAGACACUGUUCUGCUACCUGAAUAUGGCGGGACAGAGGUGAAGCUUGGAGAGAAAGAGUACCACCUCUACAGAGAUGAUGACAUACUUGGGACCCUUUGCGACUGAUGUUCACGUAAGAUUAAUUUUAUUGCGGUUGCUUUCUGUUAUCAUCGAGGUGGAUGUAGUAGAGUUGCAAGUUGCUCUCCUAUUUGCUAUCAUUUUGCUGUGACAACUGGGGGAUCAAACCACAACUGCUGAAACAAUUAUGAUAUUUUGACAAAACGCAAGUUGGAUGUAUCUCAUAAGGCAUCUGCACUUUUUCAA
This is a messenger RNA of Musa acuminata AAA Group (dessert banana), 729 nucleotides long. RefSeq names its product 10 kDa chaperonin, mitochondrial. The transcript is spliced from 3 exons. NCBI's taxonomy places the organism in Eukaryota, Viridiplantae, Streptophyta, Magnoliopsida, Zingiberales, Musaceae. Gene Ontology annotation, molecular function: protein-folding chaperone binding; ATP binding; protein folding chaperone. The coding region runs from base 238 to 531 and encodes 97 amino acids. Gene Ontology annotation, cellular component: mitochondrial matrix. The record is from RefSeq and is a predicted model, not a curated record.